GCAAGAAUUUCCCUGGCGAGCGGCUAUCAGCGAACAGGUGCUGCGGGGGCGGUGCGGGAGGCGGUGCCUUCGCUUCCGGUUCCGGUCCCGGCUCCGCGAGGACGGGGGAGAUGCUGCCGGCACCGAGGGGGCGGCCCGGGUCUGCAUUCCUGCGGCUUGCCGGGGCGGCGCGCACCAUGGCUGGAGUGUCUGAGUUGGAAAGUGCCCUGCAGAUGGAGCCCGCUGCUUUCCAGGCUUUGUACUCCGCCGAGAAGCCGAAGCUGGAAGAGGAGAACCUCAUUUUCUUCUGUCAAAUGGGCAGGCGGGGCUUGCAGGCCACGCAGCUGGCCCAAGGCCUUGGAUACACCGGGGCUCGCAACUUCGCAGGAGCGUAUAGAGAAUGGUCCCAGAAAGAAGGUUAGGUAGAAGGUGGCUAACUUAUUGCCCCCUCUCCCUCGGCCCCAUGGCCGCCUUAACUAAGGGUGGUGAAGGGGCUGACUCCUCAGGUUGGGUAAGCUCCUUAUAGUGCUGCGCAUGCAAAAGCAUCAAAUAAAGAGCA
Molecule: messenger RNA, 538 nt
Organism: Odobenus rosmarus divergens (Pacific walrus)
Lineage: Eukaryota; Metazoa; Chordata; Mammalia; Carnivora; Odobenidae
Gene: TSTD1
Product: thiosulfate sulfurtransferase (rhodanese)-like domain containing 1
Exons: 3
Coding region: 111-401 (96 amino acids)
Cellular component (GO): cytoplasm
Molecular function (GO): thiosulfate-thiol sulfurtransferase activity
Source: RefSeq, a predicted model, not a curated record